UGCCACUUUGAGUCCUUGACUCGAUAACACGUUAAUCACCCUAAUAGUAAUAAACCUUCUACUCAUGCAUAACUGCAUACGAGAGAUUUAGUCCAUCACAUGUGAUCUGUAACCUUCACACGAUCGUUGCGAGUUUUGAUCCUUUGUCAAUGUUUCAACUUUCCUAUUACUCAGCUAACUGAGAGUCUGAGUCUAAUUGAGCUACUAGUGCGGGUGACAUUAUGGAUGUUCAGGCCUUCGCCCGUCUGUCAAAAAAGCUGGCCAAGGUGCCAAAGAAGAAGAAGGAGGAGGGGUCCUCGGCGAGCCAACCCCUCGUCGAUGAAGUUUUCAAGAAGGCCGGGGCCUCCCAGGUUCCGGAAGCUAAGGAGCCUCCCAAGGAGAUUGCUCCCGCUGAUACCGGUGCUGGUGCCGGGGGCUCCCAAGCCGGGGAGCUUAAGAGGAAGAAUGCCGGGAAGGGCUCCAAGCCUCCGGUGACCAAGAAGUUGAGGGGGGCUGAUGAAGGUAAGGGUGCCCCCCUGGUGAUCCUUGAAGAGCCCUCCCCCUCUCACCUGGUGGAUCUUGAGGAGGGGGCUUGGCCGCAGGAGACGGUGCAGUUCUCUUUUAAGAAGGGGACUGCCAUCGUCCAUGGCACCCUCGAUCCGAGGGAAUACUUGGAGGGUGCUACUCCUCCAUUAGAUCGCUCGACCCUCGGCAAAUUUGAGGACGAAGCCCUCGAGCGGAGAGCACUUGAGGCCUCGGUCACGGCUAGCCUGGCCUUCGGAGAAUAUGUCCGGAGGAUGGAACAGCUUCGCCUCCGGAAGGCGGAAGAUGAUGAGGCCCUCAAGAGGCUUGUCGCCAAGAACACUGAGGCCAUCAGGAAGAUGGCUGAGCUAGAGGAGGCCCUGAGGCUGGCGGGCGACAAGCUGGAGGCCGCGAGGGUGGAGGCUCGCUCCGAGGGGAAGGCUGAGGCAGAGAAGGCAGCUGAGGAGGCCUCAAAGAAAGCUGCUGAUGAAGCCGAGAAGGCUAAGACCGAGGCCGUGGCCAAAGCGAAGGAGGAUGCUGUUGCUGCUUUCCUUGCCGAGGGAUGGAAAUCCGAUGAGCACCAGGGAUGGGUGGCCUCGGUCAUUGAGCAAGGCGUCGGCGCUUGGGUGAAGGGCCCCGGGUCCGAGUGGAUGGCCCUGAGAGGCAAAGACUAUUUCGAAGGAGGUGAGUUCUUCACCCAGCGCCUGAUAUAUCGGAAGUUGGCCGAGCAUUUCAAGAUUUCCAAGGAUGACUUCGACCCUUCGGCCUAUGGUCUUCCUCCCCGGCAGCCUGAUGUAAGGGUCCCCCUCCCGGAGGGCGAGGAAAGGGUUCAGCUUGCAGACUCCGAGUUGAUGAGGGAGUACGGCCUCCAGGACGAAGAAGAUACGGAGGAUGACGCAGCCUCGAAGCCGAGGAACGAGGCAGCCGCAGAACCACAACCUUGAAUUUUUCUAAGUACAUUUGAAUGUAAUAGUGGUAGACUCUGGCUUCGGCCUUGUAUGUGAACAAACACUUAUUUUGUACCCUGAAUGAAUGAUCGCCUUCGGGCUCCUUGUAUAAAUGACUGCCUCAUUUCUCUUCAAA
Molecule: messenger RNA, 1584 nt
Organism: Cuscuta epithymum
Lineage: Eukaryota; Viridiplantae; Streptophyta; Magnoliopsida; Solanales; Convolvulaceae
Source: the annotation of a GenBank genome assembly